AUGGAAACUAGCAUCCACCUCAGGCGGGUUAUCCAAGAAAUGCGGGCGGAAAUCAACAGACUGGAGAAAGAGAACCAUGCCCUCCGUGUGAAGCUGACUUCAAUUAGUCAGACAGCAUCUAGCUCAGGGAGAAAAUCAGAAGGUGAAAGAGAAGAAGCAGUGUGUGACCAGUCUUCAGGGAGCCUUCCUGGUGAUCGUCCCAUGAAUUCUGCACCAGUUGUGCAGGAAUACCAAGGCAAUGUCAUGAUUGUCAGACGCUAUGCCGUUUCUCCAUCAGUUCACUCCUAUGCAGCCAAUGACCCCUGGGAAGCUAAAAACAGACUUCCAAAUAAUGGAACGUCAUUGGCCUGUUCUUCAACUAGGAAGCAAGACAGUGAAGAAAAGAGGUUGGCAGCAGACGCUUGUGGCAGCCAUAGCUCCAGUCAGAGAGCUUCUUCCGAUGACAAUUUUGUUUGCAGGGAGAAGACAAAGACAGUCAGUUUCCAGUUACCCAGGGAUCGGUCAUCAGUUCCCAAAAAUUCACAUCCUCUGAAGAACUCAACAAAUGAGAGCACAGACCCCUUAAGCCUCAUUGCAGAAAAGGGUGUGUGAAAUAAAUAGAUUCCCAGGAGAUGGGCACAGGCAGAUCUGUGUCAGUGAUCUUCCCAGGAGAAACUCUGCCAAGAUGUCCGGUAACACACACACAACCUCAGUCGGUAUUCACUUGCUGCACUUAAUGGCCAAGGAAUAGGAGUGAUUGUGUCGUCUUGUAGCUGAAUUUGAAGAGAAGGUGUGAGUACAAUGUUUAGCAUAUGACACUGGAACUUAUAUCUACCGAGUGUGCAGCAUUGCACUGUGUAGCAUCUGGAAACACUCCUGGGUCCCUUUCAGAGGAGAUCACAGCAAACCUAGAAAAACUUGUUUCGGUUAAGCAGUGGUUCUCAACCUGUGGGUAGAGACCCUCUUGGCAACCCAAGGAAAUAAUUUCAUGGUUGGA
Messenger RNA from Rattus norvegicus (Norway rat), 976 nucleotides. It is a transcript of the gene Ccdc195, whose product is annotated as coiled-coil domain containing 195. Lineage: Eukaryota; Metazoa; Chordata; Mammalia; Rodentia; Muridae. The record is from RefSeq and is a predicted model, not a curated record.